This is a messenger RNA of Naegleria lovaniensis, 1932 nucleotides long. RefSeq lists its product as uncharacterized. The transcript is spliced from 2 exons. The record is from RefSeq and is a predicted model, not a curated record. NCBI's taxonomy places the organism in Eukaryota, Heterolobosea, Eutetramitea, Acrasida, Naegleriidae. Bases 1 to 1932 code for a protein of 643 amino acids.
AUGGACCCAACAAGUUCUGCUUAUUCCGACAUCCAAGAUCAUGAAAUUGAGACUGACUCGGAACCAAUAGGUCUUGAGUUGGAACAACCCAUGGAUACAGACGUGGUCGAGAACACUCGUGAAAACAACAUCUGUUCGGAGAAGAAACCUCCUUCUCGAACAAGCGUUUCACGAACCUCUUCAGCGUCCAGUGCAAGAAGUUUUAGAAUCUAUAAGGAAACGUCAAACGCUCGGAAUCAAAACUCUACUUGUGUGGAGUCUAGAUGCAUGAUGGAGAACAUCAUCAAUAGUGCCACAACAUUUUCCGAAGAUAUUAAUAAGAAACUGGAAUAUGUUUCACCAAAUGUAUCACCAAGAAACAAUUGUUCCACUCCUCAACUUCCAAAGAUUGGUAAACGACACGACACUCCAAAUUCUUCUUCAUUCAGCGAUCAUAUUCAGCUGACUUCAGAAGUGCAAUUGCAUGUCACAGGAAGGGAAAUGUCUCCUAGAGCAGAAAAACAUCCACAACAUUCAUUCUCUGUGGGUAAUGUUCUAAGCAAAGCUGGGCUUCCUAUAAAGAAGAAAUCUAAGCUCGGAUCUCACUGGCCGACGUCCCAUGAGAGAUUGCCUCGAUAUUCCAAAGUUUAUUCAAGCCCUCCAAGCCACAGAAACAACUACUAUACGGAUGAGAUCAGGAAUGUUCCAAACUCGGAGCUGACUUGUCACUCACCAAAUUGUAAAUCUCCCCUCUCUAAAGCAACAACUCCAACCAAAAAUCUGAUUAACUCUUCAGAAAGACUUAAAGCAUUGUCAACUCCUAAAAAAGUUCUCGAUGACAAAGACGUGUGCUCAGAAAACUACCUUGAAAAGACAUCUAGUUUUUCAAACCCUUCUUCCCCUCUUAUUCGUUCACAAAUUAAGCAAUGGAACGGACUUUCAGAAAAGGACACAUUGGUUCAUUCAUUGAUAUCUAACACUCAAGAUGAAGAAGAAUUAAAAACAUUGAAAUAUAAGCUGGGAUCAAUGCUUUCAUAUGAAAAUAAGAAAACGAAACCUCCUCUGCUUGAAACAAUGGAAAACUUUAUUGUAACCGAACUACAAUCCGUCAAAUCUCAAAUGACACAAGAUAACAAUAAUGAUAUUGAAUUUCAAAUAGCAAAAGCCCAGCAAAACGCAGAAUUAGAGAGACAAGUUGCAAUUUUAAAAUCAAACGAAAAAGCCUUACUACAUACCAUCGAUAAGCUUGGUAUGGAUCUUAAAUUGCAUGAAAAAAGAAGGAUUGACGAAAUUAAAAGAGGAACGCUUUUGAACGAUGCAAUACAGCAUCGGGAAAAUAAGGAAGUAGAAAUCAAAAAGCAAUUAAGCGAGAUGAAGUCUGUUGCAAACGAAAAGUCAAAGAUUGAGCGAAUGUACCAAGAAUCAAUAAUGGAGCUAGAUAAAAGAAGUGAUAUGGUACCAAAAGGAGAAUACCAACGGUUAAGAGAUAUGAAUGAUCAAUUAGAAAAUGAGCUCAAUUCGCUUAAAGUGAAAUUCAGUCAGGAACAAAGGGUGAGCAAGUUGUUGAAUGAAAAGAUGAAUGAAAUCAAACUCACAAAUAAUAUGAUGGAAGAGAAAUUGCUAGAUCUAUCCCGAUCACAUACUCCAAGGCCAAAAUGGAGUGAAAUUAGGCAAGAUUUAAAGGUAGACUCUUUACCACUUGAUUCCUCAACAUCAGGAAAUGUUAAUCAAUUAUUGCAACGAAUGACAAAACUUCAAGCUCUCAUUAGAAAACAACAGAGAGAGUUACAAGAAAAUGCUAAAGCAUUAGAAUUUCUCAAAACAGAAGAUAUUAUCAAGAGCCGAAUGUACUCUAGCAACUUUAUUGGACAAGGAACAGGUCCAAGCGUACCAAAGUAUCUAAAGUUUAGAGGAAAAGUUCGAAAUAAGAAAUUUAGGAAAAAGAAAUCAUGA